ACGUUCUGUUUCUGAACGCUUUUAAGCUCCCAUUCGCCCACAUUCAGUUCAUUCUCUAAAGCCGUCAACAUGGUUGAUCUCGGACAGUUCGUAGGGUACGAAUUCAAACACGAUAGAGCUGUUGCGUGGAAUAGGAGGGAUUUGAUAUUGUAUGCUAUCGGCGUAGGCGCAAAACAAAAUGACUUGUCAUUAGUUUAUGUGCUUGAUAAAUCAUGGGCACCUUUAUCCACCUUCCCGGUUACCCUGGCUUUAAAGGGAGAGUCGUCUGACGUCAAUUCCUACCUCGAUUUGAAGAAUACUGGGGAGCUACCCAAGGGGUUCCCACACCUUGACAUCAAGCGCAUUGUUCACGGAGCUCAGAGUAUCGAGGUUUUGAAAGAAUUACCUCCUGUUAGCGGUGAUGGCUGGAAGAUGAAGAGUAAGAUAUCUGCUUUCAGCGAGAAUAAAUCGGGUGUGAUUUUGGAGAGAGAAGGUUUGUUACUCGAUCCCAGUGGUGUUCCUUACGCUCGGCUUCUUAGUAGCGAAUUUUUUGUGGGAUCCAAAGUCAAUGGGACCAAAUUCUCGAAGAGUAUCUCAAGUGCUCCUCAGAGUAAACCGAUACCGAAAGACCGUAAGCCAGACUGGGUAGUUCAGGAUGCGACCACACCCGAGCAAGCCAUCGUGUACCGCCUGAGUGGCGAUUAUAAUCCUUUGCAUGUCGAUCCGGAAGCUGGAAAGCAAUCUGGGUUUAACGGCGUGAUUUUACACGGCUUGUCUACGUUUGGAUUCGCUGCCCGAGCUAUAUCGGAGGCUGUUGGCGGCGGCAACCCACGCGCUCUGGUCUUUUUUGGCGUGCGGUUUACUUCACCUAUUAUCCCUGGCGAUAAGCUUGAGACUCAGAUAUGGGAAGUUGGUUCCGGCCCUAAUGGCAUGACGGAAGUGAGCUUUAUCACGAAAAAUUUAACUAGUGGAAAGGUUGCUUUGGGCAGUGGGGUCGCAUUUGUGAAGAAGGCAGAAAAGGCCAAAUUAUGAUUGGGAUGGUAACGAUUAAUGUGGCAUGUAUUUCUAUAUCUUCAGAUACAGCACGAGAUCCCAUUCUUUCUUGACAUUCGGUUCUGCAUCAAAUGAUUCAGAUCAUUGAUAUUCAUGUCUGUGAUACAUCUAUUC
Serpula lacrymans var. lacrymans S7.9 is the source of this 1146-nucleotide messenger RNA. RefSeq lists its product as uncharacterized. The transcript has 11 exons. Gene Ontology annotation, cellular component: peroxisome. Lineage: Eukaryota; Fungi; Basidiomycota; Agaricomycetes; Boletales; Serpulaceae. The coding region runs from base 70 to 1011 and encodes 313 amino acids. The record is from RefSeq and is a predicted model, not a curated record.